UGUGGUUUCCUCCCUGCGCAGGACCCAGCCCAGCCCGGGGCAUCUCGGGGCCUCAUCCGCUCAGGCAUGGAGGACACAGUUGUGCGGCCCUCAGUGUUCGUGGUGGACGGACAGACGGACAUCCCAUUCACGAGGCUGGGGCGCACCCGCCGGAGACAGCCCUGCAGUGCUGGCCAGCUGGGCCUGGGCUUCUUGUUGCUGCUGCUGGCGGCGGGGCUGGCGGUCCAGGGCUGGUUCCUGCUGCAGCUGUACUGGCGUCUGGAGGAUAUGGUCACCCCUCUGCCGGACAGAGAUGCAGGAUCCUGGGAGGAGCUGAUGCAAGAGCGGAGGUUCCACCAGGCGAACCCAGCAGCACACCUCACAGGUGCCAACUCCAGCUUGACGGGCAGCGGGGGCCCGCUACUGUGGGAGACGAAGCUGGGCCUGGCCUUCCUGAGGGGCCUCGCCUACCAGGACGGUGCCCUCGUGAUUGUCCACGCCGGCUACUAUUACAUAUACUCCAAGGUGCAGCUGGGCGGUGUGGGUUGCCCACAGGGGCUCACCGGUGGCCUGCCCAUCACCCAUGGCCUCUACAAGCGCACGCCCCGCUACCCCGAGGAGCUGGAGCUGCUGGUCAGCCGGAGGUCACCCUGUGGACGAGCAACCAAUUCUCGCGUCUGGUGGGACAGCAGCUUCCUGGGCGGAGUGGUACAUCUGGAAGCCGGGGAGGAGGUGGUGGUCCGCGUGCCAGAUGAGCGCCUGGUCCGACUGCGGGAUGGCACCCGGUCCUACUUCGGGGCUUUCAUGGUGUGAAGGACGGAGUGAUGGUGGAUGGAACGGGGGUCUGACAGGCAGAGACCUCAGAGGGUGCCUCAGGAGACAGAAAACCCAGAAAGCAGAGAUUUGGAGAGUGCUCUCGGGAACCCAAAACUUGGCUGGUGGAGAGCACAGGGGGCACCACCAGGGGUCAAGAACCCAGACACCCCGAGGGGUUGAAGACCCAGCAGGCACCUUAGAGGACCAAAUUAAACUGCAGACCCCACCACGGACAACACUGCAGACAAAGACCUGGAGACUGGGUCUGUAAGCCCCCAAACAGGGUGUAGAACUGAUCUGCCUGAUAUUCAGGAAGAAAGGGUGAGGGGUGGGUAUUUAUACUUUUAAUUCAGAAGAAAGUGAGACUUGGGGGUCCAGGGACUUGUCUGAGAACGGAAAAACUUAUCACCCUCUCCACUCUCACAAGUGUGGGAGGGAGGAGAUUUAUCAUCAGGACUCAUCCAUGUGGAGAGCCCAGCCCAGCCCAGCCCCACCCACGGUCACAGUCACGUACUCAAGUCCCACCCACGGGCUUGUGGCCACACCUCAGCCUGGCCACAAAAAGUUACACUCAGAGACACAGGCACAGGGAUGUGCUGGUAAAUGUUUACCAAACAGCUCUGCAUAGGAGAGAGGUUUCACAGUGUUUGCUGAUUUCCCUGGUGUAAAUACUCCCACUGUGGCUGGUUUCUGGCUACAAUGUAUCAUCCACCAGCUGGCUGUAGCCCAGCACCGCUAAACACUCACAUCCCACUAGGGCCCAAUGGCGGUUUCAGCACCCAGGCCAGAGCCUGGUACACAGCAGGCGCUUGGAAAAUGUUUGCAGAAAGAAGUAGAGAGAGACAGAAGAAGGAGGGAGGCGGGGAAGGAAGGGAGAAAGAAGAAAGAAAGAAAAAAAAAGGAAGAAAAUACAUUUAUACCUACAGCAUCACAGAGAAUCGUUCAGCUGCACAAUCUCAGACACUCUUUCAUAUGCACAGAUUCAUACAAAGCAUCCGAUUCUCUUGCAAACACACAUGAGUCAUAGACAGCACACAAGCAGUCAUAAGCAUUGCAUGACAACCACCCAUGGCACAAGUCAUCAUCACAAACUCAGUCACCCACACUGUGUCACCCUCGUGUGACACACGGGUUUCGAUGCUCAUCACAUCGGACUUCCACAUGCCGCAUCACGGUCAGACCCAUCUCACAUGUACAUGGCAUCACAAUGACACACACAUACACACAUACACAGCCUGAGGUUCCUCCCAGCCAAGACGAGCACAUCUUGGGGUGAGGACCAGACUUUGUCCACAGCCCUGGGCCCCUUGACCACUAGUCUUGGAAAUAAAUGGCAAA
Messenger RNA from Equus quagga, 2133 nucleotides. RefSeq names its product TNF superfamily member 14 (gene TNFSF14). Gene Ontology annotation, cellular component: membrane. Lineage: Eukaryota; Metazoa; Chordata; Mammalia; Perissodactyla; Equidae. Gene Ontology annotation, molecular function: tumor necrosis factor receptor binding. Bases 67 to 792 code for a protein of 241 amino acids. The transcript has 4 exons. The record is from RefSeq and is a predicted model, not a curated record. Gene Ontology annotation, biological process: immune response.